CCUAUCAAUGAAAAAAAAAAAAAUUUUCGAGCGUCAAAAAAAAUCUUUUUUAAAUCAAAAGCGGGGAGGCAAAGCCGAACAAAACCUUCUCUUUCCCUCCUUUUACAAACCAUGACGGGUGCUUACAGAACCUACAGCAAGACCUACAAGGUCCCCAAGCGUCCUUACGAGUCUGCCCGUUUGGACCAAGAACUCAAGUUGGUCGGUGAAUACGGCUUGAAGAACAAGAAGGAAGUCUGGCGCGUCGGUCUCACCCUGUCCAAGAUUCGUCGUGCUGCUCGUGAAUUGCUCACCUUGGAUGAAAAGGAUCCCCGUCGUCUUUUCGAGGGUAACGCCUUGAUCCGUCGUUUGGUCCGUAUUGGUGUCUUGGACGAGUCUCGCAUGAAGCUCGAUUACGUCUUGGGCUUGAAGAUUGAGGAUUUCUUGGAACGUCGUCUUCAGACCCAGGUCUUCAAGUCUGGUUUGGCAAAGUCGAUCCAUCACGCUCGUGUCCUCAUUCGUCAGCGUCACAUUCGUGUUGGCAAGCAGAUUGUCAAUGUUCCUUCGUUCAUUGUUCGCUUGGACUCGCAAAAGCACAUUGAUUUCGCCUUGACCUCGCCCUAUGGUGGUGGCCGUGCUGGCCGUGUCAAGAGAAAGAGAGCAAAGGCCGCCGAAGGUGGUGAUGAUGAAGAUGAAGAGUAAAUUACUCGUCCUUCUUUUUAUCUCUCUCUCUCUCUCCAAGUCCCCUUUUUCUCUACUCCUACACGCUGUUGUAUGAACCUUUGCAUGCCGUCAAU
This is a messenger RNA of Zychaea mexicana, 776 nucleotides long. RefSeq names its product 40S ribosomal protein S9. Gene Ontology annotation, cellular component: cytosolic small ribosomal subunit. The transcript has 2 exons. The record is from RefSeq and is a predicted model, not a curated record. The coding region runs from base 112 to 681 and encodes 189 amino acids. Gene Ontology annotation, molecular function: rRNA binding; structural constituent of ribosome. Gene Ontology annotation, biological process: translation; positive regulation of translational fidelity. NCBI's taxonomy places the organism in Eukaryota, Fungi, Mucoromycota, Mucoromycetes, Mucorales, Lichtheimiaceae.